Molecule: messenger RNA, 739 nt
Organism: Cetraspora pellucida
Lineage: Eukaryota; Fungi; Glomeromycota; Glomeromycetes; Diversisporales; Gigasporaceae
Source: the annotation of a GenBank genome assembly
AUGUUUUUUUUAUUUGGUGGUGUGCUUUUCAGCUUUGUGCCAGUGGAUUUUUCAAAGAUUCCAGCACCAACUAAUGCUACUCUAACGGGCUUCCAGACAUGGCAUGCUGAAAUUCAUAAUUUUGAUUUAGAAACAUGGUAUUCGAUGCUCUUUUUCACGGCUGUCCUAGGAAUAGUUCUUAGAGGAAAUUUCACUUCAGACAAUAAUAUUCUUCCAUGGUCCUUCCUUUAUAUAUUAUUAGCCGAAGGAACAACCAUUUUAUUAAAUUGGCCUUUUGAUGCCUUUUGGUUUAAAUUUCAAGGCCUUGCUAUUGAUUGGGCAUUUAUUAUCCAAUUUACAAGACUAUACAUUGCAACAAAACAAAAUUAUAGGGAGGGUUAUGCAAGUUUACCCCAACAUGUCUCUGAUGAUGAUGGAAGAGAAAGAGAAUCGGAAGAACAUGAUCGACCAAACCAUCUUCAUCAUCAUCAAAAAAAGGAUUGUCAUAGUAGUCAUGUGUUAUUAUUACCUUUAGCUGUGUUCUUCCAUAUAGCGGGAAAUGUUUUAAAUACCGUUUUUUCGAGUGAGGGAAUUGCUUAUGGCUUCACGUUUACUGCUUUUGCUUUCUUUGUUUAUUUGGAUACUCACUUGAAACCAAAUAAACCGAAAAAACCCAUUUUCGUACCUGAUCCCUCCACUCCUGCUGUUGUUUUGGUUACCACCGCUUCAUUAGCACUCUCGGCUCUGUGUCUUAGGCUUG